Molecule: messenger RNA, 3228 nt
Organism: Epinephelus fuscoguttatus (brown-marbled grouper)
Lineage: Eukaryota; Metazoa; Chordata; Actinopteri; Perciformes; Serranidae
Gene: foxred2
Product: FAD-dependent oxidoreductase domain containing 2
Exons: 10
Coding region: 170-2218 (682 amino acids)
Molecular function (GO): flavin adenine dinucleotide binding; monooxygenase activity
Source: RefSeq, a predicted model, not a curated record
AUCCAGAGGGGGAAGUGGGCUGUACUGGAGGAUUUUCGGAGGGGAAACAUACACACACACACGUAUCGUGCUUUACAAUGCUGAUCAGUAAACAUGUAGCAGCCUGGACACGUCUGAUCCAUGUUGAACCUCAGAUGGUGAGCUCGAGGGAUCGUCUGGUUUGAAGGUUAUGGAUUCGAACCUUCCUUGUUUUAUCCUCUUCAUCUUGAUUGGCUGUGUCACAUGCUCUUCUGAUGAUCAUCACCACCACAAUGCCACCCGCCGCUACGAUUACUGUGUGCUCGGAGCCGGGCCUGCAGGACUGCAGAUGGGAUACUUCCUCUCCAAGGCCAAGAGAGACUACAUCAUCUUGGAGAGGAACUCAGGACCGGGCAGCUUCUUUAACAAGUAUCCCAGGCACAGGAAGCUCAUUAGCAUCAAUAAGAUCUACACAGGAAGGCAGAACCGAGAGUUCAACCUGCGCCACGACUGGAACUCGCUGCUGAGCGAUAAACCUGACCUCCUGUUUAAGAGGGUGAGCAGUGAGUUUUACCCUCCAGCCGAUGCCUUCCCGCUCUACCUUUCCAUGUUCGUGAAGGAGCUCGGGCUGAGGGUCAGGUACGGCGUGGACAUCGGCAGGAUCAGGGCAGUGCAGUCAGCCACCGGCAGGAGCUACAUCCUGACUGAUCAACAUGUGAUGGACUACACAUGCAGCGUCCUACUGGCAGCCACAGGUUUGUGGGUCCCUCAGAAGGUAGAGUUUCUCGGGUCUGACCUGGUUGAAGGCUACGAGUCCAUCUCCACUAAUCCAGAGGACUACAAGGACCAGGCCAUACUUAUCUUGGGCAAGGGGAACUCGGCUUUCGAAACAGCACAGAGCAUCUUGGGAAGAGCAAGUCGGGUACACAUGCUCAGUUCCAGCCCUGUUCGACUGGCUUGGCAAACUCAUUAUGUUGGAGACCUCAGAGCUGUGAAUAAUGAGCUCAUAGACACAUAUCAGCUGAAGUCCCUCGAUGGGUUGGUGGAGGCAAGCCUGGACAAAAUAGUCAUCGUUCAACGAAAGGAGCAAGGCAGGAGGAGAUCGGGCACCAAGAACAAAGAGAAGAAGCGACAGUUGUACUUGACUUUAAAGAAGUACAUACAAGACAAGAACAGUUCUGAGGUGACGGGAGACGAACUGCCGGGGUAUCACUUUGACAACUUCUCUAUGCGAAAGCCCUACGACCGUGUGAUUCGAUGCCUCGGGUUCAGAUUCAACUUCAGUGUAUUUGACAGUUCUGCCUGCCCUCCAAACAGUGACAAUGCAAAAGGGAGGUUGCCGGGGGUGACAGCCUGGUAUGAAGGGACCAACACCCCUGGUUUGUUUGUGCUGGGAACUGCUGCUCACUCCAGAGACUACCGCUUGUCUGCUGGAGGCUUCAUCCAUGGAUUCCGUUACACAGCGCGAGCUGUACAUCGUGUGCUUGAACAGCGUUACCACAGCAAUCCCUGGCCAUCCACAAAACUGUUGACAACGCAGCUCCAGUCCUGGAUCCUGAAGCGGGUCGGCGAGGCCUCUGGGCCAUACCAAAUGUUUGAGGUGCUGGGGGACGUUAUCCUUCUUCGAGGCUCUCACUGUGAAUACGUGGAAGAGUUUACUCUCCAGGCGUUGCCUCAGUUCACCUCUCUGUCGGGUCAUGAGGUCACCCACCACGGACUGAUAGUUCUCGUCAUGCAGUACGGGAAGAAGAAGAUAGACUAUCUGGGGCGGGGCAGGGCGGAGACAGACUGGACCAAAGCUUGGCAAUCCAACUUUUUGCAUCCUGUUUUAUACUACUAUGACACACUUCCUACUGAGGAAGAAAUGAAGCUCCGUCCCCAAGGCUGGCCUUUACCGAGGCCCAAAGCAAUCCAUCACAUGGUGGAGGACUUCCUCACAGAGUGGGAGGGUCCCAUAUCUCAUAUCCAGCCACUGCGGCGCUUCCUCGAGCACUGUGUCCAAACUGACCUCAGGGCCUUCUAUGCGGAAUCAUGUUUUCGCUCAUCCCUCACCCACCGAAAGCCGCCGCUGUUUUGUCAGCAAGGAUACUUGAAGCAUCAGGGUGUCGCUCACAACAUGCAGCUGUGGCAACGCGAUCAUGACGCUGGACUGAUGCCUGUCGAGCAGGAUGCGGACACAUCAGGGGCCGACCCCGCAUUCCCCAAAUACCUGGCACAAGCUGGAGCCUCCGUGUCUUCAGGACUGAAACUUGACUUCUGAUUGUUUUACUCGAGCGUGCUAAAGCUCUGUCUACCAUGCUGUUAAGGUCCCUCAGACUUGCUACCUCCAGCACCCAUGAUAACUCCCUCCAUGAGACCAAAUAUUUUGACAGAAUAUCAUCCUACAGAUCAGUGGUUCCCCAUGUUUAUGGCAUGUGACCCCUUAAAGGUCCAGUGUGUAGGAUUUAGUGGGGAUGUACUGGCAGAAAUUGAAUUUAAUAUGAUAUAAUAAGUGUGUUUUCUUUAGUCUCACCUGAAAAUGAGAUAUUUUUUUUUUAGUUAUCUUAAAAUGAGCCUUCCAUGUCUACAUAGGGUGCAGGUCCUUGUCCACAGAGAUUGCCAUGUUGCACCGCCAUGUUUUUACAGUAGCCCAGAAAACCAAUCACUGGCUCUAGAUAGGGACAUCGAACAAUGAACACUGAAGGAAUUCAAUUCAGGCAAGUGUCAGCUGGUUGCGAUGUGAAAUCCUCACCACUAGAUGCCACCAAAUCUUCCUAAAUCUUACACACUGCUCCUUUAAAUUACGUCAGUUUCUACCUACAAACUCUCCUCACCUGAUGUAAAUGUCUUACACUUGACUGUUUCAACCAAAGAGUGACUUUCCUUCUUUAUUUUGAUCAUGCUUUAAGGGGCAAAUGAUGCAAAAUUAUCCAAUAAUUCACAAGAAAAAAAGCAAAGAUUAGAGGAAAGAUAUAUCACAGCCCCUCAGGCUGUAUCAUCAUGCAACUUUUUGGGAACCCAGCCCCCACUGCAUAUCACUGGAGAGGCACCUUAUCCCUGGAAUGCUCUUUUAUUGAUAUUCCUCACAAAAUAUUUACAUAUAUAUCAGAAUAUGACAUUUUCAUAUCAUGGAAAUCGACAUUAUAUGAAUAUAUAUAGGCAGAGGGUGGGUGUUACAGAAUGAUUAUGCAUAUAUACAUUUUACAUGAUAUUAUCUGAUGAAACAAACAUUAAAGAUGGAAUACAGACUGUUUUUUAAUUCAAAUAAAAGUUUUUGUUUUUGUACUGUUA